This is a messenger RNA of Plasmodium vivax (malaria parasite P. vivax), 912 nucleotides long. RefSeq names its product haloacid dehalogenase-like hydrolase, putative. NCBI's taxonomy places the organism in Eukaryota, Apicomplexa, Aconoidasida, Haemosporida, Plasmodiidae. The record is from RefSeq and is a predicted model, not a curated record. Bases 1 to 912 code for a protein of 303 amino acids. The transcript has a single exon.
AUGGAGGGGAAGAAGUGCUUCUACAUCACGGAGAAGGGGAAGAAGCAGAACUUCAGAAACAUCAAGCUGAUCACCUUCGAUUUGGACCACACCAUAUGGAACAUCGACGGCCUGCUCAACUACGCAGACAAGGAGUGCUACGAAUACAUGAAGAAGAAUUACAGGAGGCUGUAUGACUACCUCCAGGAGGAGUACCAGCUAUCGAUCACCAACCUGGUGAAGCAGUUGCUGGAAAAUAAAAUAGAAGAUAACAAUGAUGGGGUCCAGACCUUAACAAACAUGAGGAUAGAUGCGUUGAAAUUUUUGGCCAAGAAGACAAACUACGAUGAAGGGAAAUUCGUUUCCGAGAUACAGGAGCUUUGGAAGGAGAAGAAGAACGACGUGCAUUUGUUUAUCUCCCCAGGGACGUUGGAAUAUUUGAGGGAACUGAAACGGAGGGGCUACACCCUAGGAGCUAUAACAAAUGGAGACUCAGAUGUAAACGGGAUCAAAUUUUUAAAUGAAAUUUUUACCUUCGUCAUUAGGUCCAUGGAUUAUAACCAUUCCAAGCCAAGUGUAGAAAUCUUUAACAUCGCAGAGAAUAUUUUGAAAAAGAAAAAUUUUCAUUUUGAAAUCCACCAGUGGAUGCAUGUGGGGGAUGAUGUCUACACUGACAUCAUGGGGGCCAAGAAUAAAAAUAUUAACUGUGCCUGGAUCACCAUGUUUCGGGAUGGUAGCGAGGUUCCUCCUAAUGACUGGUACCCCUAUUUGAAGCUGAAGCUGGAGGAAAACGGAGACUCCCACCUGUCUCAGUACGACCCCUUUGCGGACGGCCUCUUUUCUCGCUUCCGCAGGAGGGACGUCGUUCUCCCGUAUGAGUACAUAGACAUUGAGAUUCGCCACUGCCGCGACUUGGACGCCAUCCUGGCGUAG